CCUCGCUUGACAAUCCCACUCCCCGGCACGGAUGGAGUAAAGGGGGUGAAUUUAGAGUCAAAAUAGAGGUUAUAAAUCUAAAAGAUCAAUUUUCUCAGACCUAGACAGUAAGAUAGCAGGUCAUCAGCCUGAGCAGGACCGGAAAGAAGACACGGUGGUGAGGGUCCGCACUAGGGCCACAUCGGAGCGUCCCCUGCCCCAAACAGUUUAGCGCGAGUCCUGAGAAUCCUGGCCUCCCCCCGACCGACAAAGCUCUCCCUUCCCACCCGUCCACAACCUUCUCUCUCCUCUUCCGAACUCCUCUCCCCAAUUACAUCUCUCCUUCAGAGAAUUCCAUCCUCCCAUCCUCUGAACCCACCCCCCUUUCACAAUGUUCAGGAACGCUCUGCGGCAGUCCAGCCGCUCCGUCGCGGCCGCUGGCCGCGUCGCUUCGGUCCGCGCGGCUGUUCCCGGCCCCCUCGCCGGUGCCUCCAAGCAGGUCCGUUCCUACGCCGCCGAGGCCAAGGCCCAGCCCACCGAGGUCUCCUCCAUCCUGGAGCAGCGCAUCCGUGGUGUUCAGGAGGAGGCUGGUCUCGCCGAGACCGGUCGCGUUCUGUCCGUUGGUGACGGUAUUGCCCGUGUCCACGGCAUGACCAACGUCCAGGCUGAGGAGCUGGUCGAGUUCGCCUCCGGCGUUAAGGGUAUGUGCAUGAACCUCGAGGCCGGCCAGGUCGGUGUUGUGCUCUUCGGUUCCGACCGUCUCGUCAAGGAGGGUGAGACUGUCAAGCGUACCGGUGAGAUUGUUGAUGUCCCCGUCGGCCCUGAGCUGCUCGGCCGUGUCGUCGACGCUCUCGGUAACCCCAUUGACGGCAAGGGUCCCCUCAAGGCCAAGGAGAAGCGCCGUGCUCAGCUCAAGGCUCCCGGUAUUCUGCCCCGUCAGUCCGUCAACCAGCCCGUCCAGACUGGUCUGAAGUGUGUCGACUCCAUGGUGCCCAUCGGCCGUGGUCAGCGUGAGUUGAUCAUUGGUGACCGUCAGACCGGUAAGACUGCCGUCGCUCUCGACACCAUGCUCAACCAGAAGCGUUGGAACUCUACCGGCGACGAGUCCCAGAAGCUGUACUGUAUCUACGUUGCCGUCGGUCAGAAGCGUUCCACCGUCGCUCAGCUCGUCAAGACCCUUGAGGAGCAGGAUGCCAUGAAGUACUCCAUCGUCGUUGCUGCCACCGCCUCCGAGGCCGCUCCUCUGCAGUACCUCGCUCCCUUCACUGGCUGCGCCAUGGGUGAGUGGUUCCGUGACAACGGCCGUCACUCCGUCAUCAUCUUCGACGAUCUGUCCAAGCAGGCCGUUGCCUACCGUCAGAUGUCUCUGCUGCUCCGCCGUCCCCCCGGUCGUGAGGCUUACCCCGGUGACGUUUUCUACCUGCACUCCCGUCUCCUGGAGCGUGCCGCCAAGAUGAACAACAAGACCCACGGUGGUGGUUCCCUGACUGCCCUUCCCAUCAUUGAGACCCAGGGUGGUGACGUGUCUGCCUACAUUCCCACCAACGUCAUUUCCAUUACCGACGGUCAGAUCUUCUUGGAGGCUGAGCUGUUCUACAAGGGUAUCCGUCCCGCCAUUAACGUCGGUCUGUCCGUCUCCCGUGUCGGUUCCGCCGCCCAGGUCAAGGCCAUGAAGCAGGUCGCCGGUUCCCUGAAGCUCUUCCUUGCUCAGUACCGUGAGGUCGCUGCCUUCGCUCAGUUCGGUUCCGAUCUUGAUGCCUCCACCAAGCAGACCCUUGCCCGUGGUGAGCGUCUCACCGAGCUGCUCAAGCAGAAGCAGUACUCCCCCAUGGCCGUCUCCGACAUGGUUCCCCUGAUCUUCGCCGGUGUCAACGGUCUCCUCGACUCCAUCCCCGUCGGCAAGAUUCUCCAGUGGGAGUCUGACCUCCUCGCUCACCUGAAGAGCAGCCACCCCGAGAUCCAGCAGACCAUCGAGAAGGAGGGCCAGCUCUCCAAGGAGCUUGAGGCCAAGCUCAAGGAGGUCAUCGGCGCCUUCAACAGCUCUUUCAACGCAUAGAUGCGCAGUGAUAACUCUUUUAACGGUUUCCUUAUCAAAACAUGAGGUUGAUCGUUUCUUGAUUUUCCCUGACUCUAUGUGUAUAGACAAGAUAGCUUGUACAAUUUUGACCCCAUUUGUUUCGUUCUGUUCUUUUCCGGCUUCUCCUUCCACAGUUCCCUUGAGCGAGAGAGAAACAAAAAUGUAUGUGAUUUCACAGAGUACUGGAUUGUAGAACGAUGUAAAGAAAUCUGCGUCGUCGACUGUGGUCCGGGAAAAGGAGAUCAUACUUAUCUUUGAUCUCUUCUCUUGCUCUCGGUGCCUGGAAAGACUAGCUGAAGCGGACAGCGUGCUGGAUGGGUGGGCUGCCAAAAUGUGAUUAUAUCCUGUACGUUUAGAUUUUUUCCGCGCAUCGGGGGGCGCGAGAUGGGAGGAGGACCAGACUAGUUCUUACUGCCGUCUGGUCUCCAUGUGUCUCUCCAUGUUGGAUCCGCAAUUCAUUUCCUUUGUUCU
This is a messenger RNA of Penicillium brasilianum, 2527 nucleotides long. NCBI's taxonomy places the organism in Eukaryota, Fungi, Ascomycota, Eurotiomycetes, Eurotiales, Aspergillaceae. The record is from the annotation of a GenBank genome assembly.